AGUAGUGGUCUACGUAUGCCCAAUAUGGGACCUAUGCUGGGAACAUCGGCCACUGGACAGGGUGGCUCCACCGGUGGCGGUGCCGGUCACAAUAAUGGUUCCGGUGUUACAGCCGGCCAGCUUGGCAGUGCCUCGGCGGCCCAGGCACAAGCGGCAACGACAAGUGGCACAACAGCUACUUCGGGAGUUGGUGGCGUCGGCGGCGGCGUAGGUGGUAUCGGCUCAUCCGGCUUGGCCGGUAAUAUGGGCGGCGUCGGUAUGGGCAUUUGUGGCGGUAUUAGUAGUAAUGCUGCUGUCAUUACUGGGGUGCCGCCAAUAGGACUUGGACUUGCAACCGGUAUUGGCAAUAAAAUGCUCGGUCGCAAGCAAAGUCUGAAGGGCGGCGAACCAUUUCUAGCCGAUUAUGGUCCCGAGGAGUCGCUUAACGAAAGUGCCGAUAUUGAAUGGGUGAAUAAACUGUGGGUAAGACGCCUAAUGCGAUUUUGCGCUUUAGUUGCCUUGGCCUCAGUCUCAUUGAAUACUCCAAAAACUUUCGAACGCGAACCAUCCCUGCAGUAUAUAACAUUCGUAUCGGACAUAGCGGUAACGCUACUAUUUACCGCUGAAAUGAUAGCCAAAAUGCACAUACGCGGCGUAUUACACGGUGAAGUACCGUAUCUAAAGGAUCACUGGUGCCAAUUUGAUUUUUCUAUGGUAUUCUUUUUAUGGAUUUCCAUAAUCUUACAAAUAUUUGAAAUACUUGAAAUUGUGCCAAAAUUUUCUUCCCUAUCCAUGAUGAGAGCUCCCCGACCCCUGAUAAUGAUACGCUUUCUUAGAGUCUUCCUGAAAUUUUCAAUGCCAAAGAGUCGCAUCAAUCAAAUCUUCAAGCGUUCGAGUCAACAAAUCUACAAUGUAACCCUAUUUUUCCUGUUCUUUAUGUCACUUUAUGGCCUUAUGGGUGUUCAAUUUUUCGGUGAAUUGAAAAACCAUUGUGUCAUGAAUAACAGUGUCUAUGAUAAGCAUGGUAGACCUAUAUUAACAUUAAAUUCAUUGGCCAUACCGGAUACAUUUUGUUCCAUGGACCCGGAUUCGGGUUAUCAGUGUUCACCGGGCAUGAAAUGCAUGAAAUUGGAUUUUCUCAGUAGCUAUGUGAUUGGUUUCAAUGGCUUUGAAGAUAUAGCCACAAGUAUUUUUACGGUUUAUCAAGCUGCAUCCCAGGAGGGUUGGGUAUUUAUUAUGUAUCGCGCCAUCGAUUCGCUGCCAGCAUGGAGAGCUGCAUUCUAUUUCAGCACCAUGAUUUUCUUCUUGGCGUGGUUGGUGAAGAACGUUUUCAUUGCUGUGAUUACGGAAACCUUCAAUGAGAUACGUGUACAAUUCCAACAGAUGUGGGGAGCGCGAGGUCAUAUUCAAAAAACAGCUGCCUCCCAGAUACUCAGUGGAAACGAUCAAGGAUGGCGUUUGGUCACCAUUGAUGAUAGUAAACAUGGUGGCUUGGCACCGGAAACAUGUCAUGCCAUAUUGAGAUCACCCUAUUUUCGAAUGUUGGUAAUGUCGAUCAUAUUGGCAAAUGGUAUUGUUACGGCCACAAUGACAUUUCAACAUGAUGGUCGACCGCGUCAUGUCUUCUAUGAGAGAUAUUAUUAUAUUGAGGCCGUGUUUACAUUCCUGCUGGAUUUGGAGACUCUAUUUAAAAUCUAUUGUUUGGGAUGGCGUGGCUACUAUAAACAUUCGAUACAUAAAUUUGAAUUGUUGCUGGCUGUGGGCACAACCAUUCACAUUGUGCCGUAUUUUUAUCUAUCGGGAUUUACGUAUUUUCAGGUUCUUCGCGUUGUACGCUUGAUAAAGGCCUCACCCAUGCUAGAAGGUUUUGUUUAUAAAAUCUUUGGUCCUGGCAAGAAAUUGGGUUCCCUCAUCACCUUUACCGUCUGCUUGCUGAUCAUAAGUUCCAGUAUCUCUAUGCAGUUGUUCUGCUUCCUUUGCGACUUUACCAAAUUCGAAACCUUCCCCGAAGCCUUUAUGUCUAUGUUCCAAAUUCUAACCCAGGAGGCCUGGGUUGAGGUUAUGGACGAGACAAUGAUACGUACCAGUAAAACUCUAACCCCCUUGGUGGCCAUAUAUUUUAUACUCUAUCACUUGUUCGUAACCCUUAUUGUGCUAAGUUUGUUCGUGGCGGUUAUUUUGGAUAACUUGGAAUUGGAUGAGGACAUCAAGAAAUUGAAGCAACUUAAAUUCCGCGAACAAAGUGCAGAAAUUAAGGAGACUCUACCAUUCCGCCUAAGGAUAUUCGAAAAAUUCCCCCAAUCUCCGCAAAUGACAAUACUCCAUCGAAUUCCGAAUGAUUUCACCCUGCCCAAGGUGCGAGAAUCUUUUAUGAAACAAUUUGUCAUCGAACUGGAAAGUGAUGAUCCCUCAAUGGAAAGUUGUAAACGUCCAAUAUCCGAAUAUUGGGAAUCGAAAAUGGUAUUUCGUAAACAAAAACCCGUGAGAAUUAUGAAUAAAACGGCAAAGGUCCGCUCGGCUGGUAGUAGUUUAAGGAAAUUGGCCAUAACCCAUAUCAUCAAUGAUUCCAAUAAUCAACGUCUGAUGUUGGGCGAUUCGGCCAUGCUGCCAGUGGUUGGUGGAAAAUGCGGUUUGAAAUCUCAGGGUACCAUAACACAUUCGAAGCCGUGGAGAGUGGAUCAAAAGAAAUUUGGAUCACGUUCCAUUCGACGUAGCGUACGAUCGGGUUCAAUAAAACUGAAGCAGACCUAUGAACAUCUGAUGGAAAAUGGUGACAUUGCAUCGGCGCCAAGGGCAAAUUCAGGCAGAGCCAGACCACAUGAUUUGGAUAUCAAAUUGUUGCAGGCGAAAAGGCAACAGGCUGAAAUGAGACGUAACCAACGGGAAGAAGAUUUGCGUGAGAAUCAUCCAUUUUUCGAUACUCCAUUGUUUUUGGUGCCACGAGAAAGUCGUUUUCGUAAGAUUUGUCAGAAAAUUGUCCAUGGGCGCUAUGAUGCCCGGCUAAAGGAUCCACUGACGGGCAAGGAACGUAAGGUCCAAUAUAAAAGUUUGCACAACUUCUUGGGCCUGGUAACCUAUCUGGAUUGGGUAAUGAUAUUCGUCACCACUCUUUCCUGCAUUUCAAUGAUGUUCGAGACACCCAAUGAUAGGGUUAUGGAUCAUCCCACAUUGCAAAUUGCCGAAUACACCUUUGUCAUUUUUAUGAGCCUGGAACUGGCUUUGAAAAUCUUAGCGGAUGGUCUAUUCUUUACCCCCAAAGCCUAUAUCAAAGAUGUGGCAGCCGUUUUGGAUGUUUUUAUAUACAUUGUUUCCACUUUAUUCCUCUGCUGGAUGCCGAAACAAGUACCCACCAAUUCUGCUGCCCAACUGCUAAUGGUUUUACGUUGCAUACGCCCGCUGAGAAUAUUCACCUUGGUACCGCAUAUGCGUAAGGUGGUCUAUGAAUUAUGUCGUGGCUUUAAGGAAAUCCUUUUGGUAUCCACUCUCCUGAUAUUGCUGAUGUUCAUCUUUGCCAGUUAUGGUGUUCAGCUGUAUGGUGGCCGUUUGGCACGUUGCAAUGAUCCGACAAUAACAAGACGUGAAGAUUGUGUUGGCGUAUUUAUGCGUCGUGUGUUCGUAACAAAAAUGAAAUUGACCCUGGGUGAAGGUGAAUCCUUUCCGGCGAUGUUGGUACCACGUGUAUGGGCAAAUCCACGACGAUUUAAUUUCGAUAAUAUCGGUGAUGCUAUGUUGACACUGUUCGAGGUGCUGUCAUUCAAAGGAUGGCUGGAUGUUCGAGAUGUAUUGAUAAAAGCUGUUGGACCGAUUCAAGCCGUUUACAUUCACAUCUAUAUUUUCUUGGGUUGUAUGAUUGGUCUUACCCUGUUUGUGGGUGUGGUUAUUGCCAAUUAUUCGGAGAAUAAAGGUACAGCUCUACUCACGGUCGAUCAAAGACGUUGGUGUGAUUUGAAGAAGAGAUUGAAAAUUGCUCAACCGCUGCAUUUGCCACCUCGGCCGGAUGGUCGUAAAGUUCGGGCAUUCGCUUACGAUGUGACACAACAUAUUUACUUUAAACGUUUCAUAGCGGCAAUUGUUUUGAUUAACAGUGCACUGUUAUCGAUAACGUGGAUCAAAGGUGAAAGCAUAACGGAAAUUUGCAUUCUACUAAGUGUCACAUUGACAUUUGUCUUUGUGGUAGAGGUGGUUAUGAAAAUUAUCGCAUUUACACCACGUGGCUAUUGGCAAUCGAGACGUAAUCGUUAUGAUUUGUUGGUAACGGUUUCCGGUGUUGUUUGGAUAUUUUUGCAAACUAUUUUGAGGAAUGACUUGUCCUACUUCUUUGGUUUUAUGGUGGUGAUUUUAAGAUUUUUCACCAUUACCGGAAAACACACCACAUUGAAAAUGUUGAUGUUAACAGUCGGUGUGUCUGUUUGCAAAUCGUUCUUCAUUAUAUUUGGCAUGUUUUUGUUGGUAUUCUUUUAUGCCUUGGCUGGAACGAUAUUGUUUGGUACUGUAAAAUAUGGCGAAGGCAUUGGACGCAGAGCAAAUUUUGGUUCUCCGGUGACAGGUGUUGCCAUGCUGUUUCGUAUCGUUACCGGUGAAGAUUGGAAUAAAAUUAUGCACGAUUGUAUGGUCCAGCCACCGUAUUGCACACCCGGUAAAAAUUAUUGGGAAACAGAUUGCGGAAACUUUACGGCCAGCCUUAUCUAUUUCUGUACAUUCUAUGUCAUUAUUACAUAUAUCGUACUGAACUUACUUGUGGCUAUUAUCAUGGAGAACUUUUCACUGUUUUACUCGAACGAAGAAGAUGCUCUACUCUCCUAUGCGGAUAUUCGAAAUUUCCAAAACACCUGGAAUAUUGUGGACAUACAUCAGCGUGGUGUAAUACCAGUACGACGUGUGAAAUUCAUAUUGCGUUUGCUAAAGGGUCGUUUGGAGUGUGAUCCCCAGAAAGAUCGUUUACUCUUCAAAUAUAUGUGCUAUGAAUUGGAUAAGUUGCACAAUGGGGAAGAUGUUACCUUCCAUGAUGUGAUCAAUAUGCUUUCAUAUCGAUCGGUAGAUAUACGCAAGGCAUUGCAACUGGAGGAGUUACUGGCCCGUGAGGAAUUUGAAUAUCUUGUCGAAGAGGAAGUUGCCAAAAUGACAAUACGCCAUUGGUUGGAAGGAUGUCUAAAGAAAAUUAGAGCACAAAAUGCAUAUAAACAACAAAACUCUCUGUUGGCUGGUCUACGUGCCACAAAUGAACCCAUAAUACGUCCCAGUGUACCAGAAGAUAAAACACCAACUGGUCUUGGUGAUAAAUCUGCAAUAGCCACAAUAAGUGGCACUGUGGCAGCUGCCACAUGUCCACCCACCAGUGAUGCAUUUUCUCCUACAUUUAGUUCAACCGAAAAUGAAGAGAAGGAUGUGAGUACCAGUGCAGUGGCAUCAACGCCGGGUGCUGGCGCCACUGCCGAAACAUCUACGGUGCAGGCCACCCAACGCAUCAUCACCAGCACAAAACGUGGUUAUGCCCUUAAUCGUUCCGAUUCGACGGGAAGUAGCGCUGGUCGCAAAUUCCUUGCACCAACAUCCUCAGAUCCCCAGCGGACAACGCUCACCGACAAGGAACGCCUGCACAUUGCCAAUCAACAGAAAAAGAAAAAUUCCAUGACAACCAGCACCCUACCAGUUGCCCCGCUACCAGCCUUGCCGGGACAUAAAAAGAACAGCUUCUUCGCGGGAGAUGUUAGCCAAUUCCAUUAUCCUACAUUGAAUCAUUUCGAUCAUGGCCAUAUCCCAGCAUUGGGUAGUCCAUCAGGUCUAAUGCCACACAUUAUACCCGGCACAAAGUUGUUGCCGUUCAACAAUCAGGCCAAUGCCGUGUAUGAAGUUCAUGAUUGGUGGCAGGAACAAGUGCUGUGUACCCAAAAUAGCGAUGAUGAAAUGUAG
Molecule: messenger RNA, 5889 nt
Organism: Musca vetustissima
Lineage: Eukaryota; Metazoa; Arthropoda; Insecta; Diptera; Muscidae
Gene: na
Product: sodium leak channel NALCN
Exons: 19
Coding region: 16-5889 (1957 amino acids)
Biological process (GO): monoatomic ion transport; transmembrane transport
Cellular component (GO): membrane
Molecular function (GO): monoatomic cation channel activity
Source: RefSeq, a predicted model, not a curated record